AGACCAGACCAGCUGUUAUCGUGCCCACUUCUCUCUAGAGAUUGUCUAUUUCGUCACUCAGAUGAGUCGCUACAUGAGAUCGUACCUUGCAGGCCAACACUAGUAUAGAUAGCGACGACAAGGUGAAUCACUCUUGAGAGUGGACCGACCGUAUCCCCUUUCUCCAGUGAAGUUAUCUUUCGAGUAGGAUGGAAACUACAGCUACUGUCGAACGCAAGAGCCCUGCCUCCUCGCAUCUGGAGAAGGACCCCAAGGUCUACAGCGACGUAGUCUCCGUGGAUGAGAAGCGGGAUCUCCAGAAGCUCGACAGAGCAGCAGAGUUCCUUGCCAACUACCGUGCUGAGCAUGGGGAAGUUCCUCCCUUGACUCCGAAGGAGGAAAAGGCCAUGAUUCGUCGGUUUGAUCUUCUUCUGGUACCGCUGCUUACUAUCACGUCUACCUUGGGGGCACUGGACAAAGUUGCGGUUGGGCAGGCUGACAUCUAUGGAAUGGCGACAGACGCGAACCUUGUCGGUCAACAGUACUCUUGGAUCAGUUCGGGCAUCUACAUCGGUACCAUCAUCGGCGCUCUUCCCCAGAUGUGGUUGAUGAAGCGCUUCACCACGAGUAAGUACAUCGCGGUGAACGUCUUUAUGUGGGGCGUCCUCACCAUGUGCAUGUCUGCCUGCAAGAACUUUAAGUCGCUCAUAGCCCUUCGUAUCAUCUUGGGAUUGUUCGAAAGUAUCGUUAUGUCUUCUUCUCUACUGAUCCUCUCCGGAUUCUACAAGCGAGCCGAGCAACCCGCUCGCACAGCCGUUUGCUUCUCCACUUUCUCUUCCGUCUUCAACGGUUUCAUAGGAUAUGGCUCUUCCUUUUCUCCCUCAGAUGCCCGCCUGGCUCCCUGGAAAAUUCUCUUUAUCGCUUGUGGUGGCGUAACCGCCAUAGUUGGAAUCCUCAAUUUCUUCUUCCUGCCGUCCACGGUCAUGGAUGCCGUGUGGAUGAAGAGCCCGCUGAAAAGGGCGCAGGCCCUGGACAGGGUAAAAGACGAACAACUAGGGACGGAGAAUCAUAUUGUCAAGUGGGAGCAAGUGAGAGAGGCGUUCACGGAUCCGAAGACAUACUUCGUCUUCGCGAUUUCGCUAUUGAACAACAUUCCCAACGGUGGCCUCAUCGGUUUCAACUCCAUUGUCAUUAAAUCCCUCGGCUACACCUCCCGCAUCACCUCCCUCCUCACUAUUCCUACCGGCGUGAUCUCGUUCAUCGCCUCUUUCUUCUUCUCGUGGCUCGCAGGCCAUACGACUCGGUACCGCACAGUCAUUGCCGCUAUCAGUGUCAUCCCGCCAAUGAUUGGUGUUAUCGUGCUGCAUGUGUUACCGCUAGAGAACCAUAAUGGGAGAUUGGCAGGUAUCUACGUGCUGUAUACCUACUGGUCUCCAUAUAUUCUCGGACAAGCUAUCAUGCUGAAUAACACCGCCGGUCUGACGAAGAAGACUGUCGUUUACGCCAUCAACUACAUUGGGUAUUCAGUAGGCAAUCUUGUUGGGCCACAAACAUUCCUCACGAACGAAGCCCCAGCUUAUAGCACCGCAAUCAAGACCAUGCUCUGCUGCUACGCCAUCGACGCUCUCCUCUUCCUCGCCUACGGUUUCUAUUGCAGAUACCUCAACCGCCGCAAAGCCGCUCACCUCGCGUCACAGGCAUCUUCGCUGGGUGGUUCAGCGUCGGAGAAGGAUGGAGAACAGGUGCCAGAGUUGAUGGACGAUGCGUUGGCGGAUUUGACGGAUUUGAAGAACCCACAUUUCGUGUAUAUCACUUAG
Messenger RNA from Stereum hirsutum FP-91666 SS1, 1796 nucleotides. Its product is annotated as MFS general substrate transporter. The record is from RefSeq and is a predicted model, not a curated record. Gene Ontology annotation, molecular function: transmembrane transporter activity. Gene Ontology annotation, cellular component: membrane. The transcript is spliced from 14 exons. Bases 189 to 1796 code for a protein of 535 amino acids. NCBI's taxonomy places the organism in Eukaryota, Fungi, Basidiomycota, Agaricomycetes, Russulales, Stereaceae. Gene Ontology annotation, biological process: transmembrane transport.